AUGGGAAGUGAUACAGCAGUUCACAGGGAUACUAUAUUUGUGCUGCAAAAAUCCGAAUUAAGUGGCAAUACAGAGACUAUAGUGGGUGCCCGAAGCUGCAAGGAACUCCUGGCCCAGGGGGAGGUCCUGAGUGACUGGUACACCAUCUACCCCCAGGACUGCCGGCCCCUGCGGGUGCUGUGCGACAUGGACACCGAUGGAGGCGGGUGGCUGGUCUUCCAAAGGAGGUCGGAUGGCUCGGUGGAUUUUUUUCGGGACUGGGCUGACUACAAGAAGGGAUUUGGAAGCGAGCUGAACGAAUUCUGGCUGGGGAAUGACCACCUUCACCGCUUGACCUCGAUAGGAAAAAAUGAGCUGCGUGUUGACUUGAUCGAUUUCGAAAGCAAUCACACCUUCGCCAAAUACGGAUCCUUCAAGGUGGCAGCCGAGUCUGACCUCUAUCGGUUGGCUGUGAGCAACUUCACGGGAGGCUCUGCAGGUGACUCUCUAAUCCCCAAACACGACACCAUGGCUUUCUCCACCCGAGACAAGAUCAACAACCCCAAGGGGCAGAAAUGCCCCCUGAAGUGCAAAGGCGCCUGGUGGUAUCGGCAGUGCCACGACUCCAACCUCAACUCCCUGUACUUUCAAGGACACCACAAUUCAGAGGGAGACGGCAUCAACUGGAGGACGGGGAGAGGCCACCACUACUCUUACAAGCACACGGAAAUGAAAAUCAGGCCGGUGGGUUAG
This is a messenger RNA of Thamnophis sirtalis, 732 nucleotides long. The record is from RefSeq and is a predicted model, not a curated record. NCBI's taxonomy places the organism in Eukaryota, Metazoa, Chordata, Lepidosauria, Squamata, Natricidae.